Messenger RNA from Marchantia polymorpha subsp. ruderalis, 2541 nucleotides. NCBI's taxonomy places the organism in Eukaryota, Viridiplantae, Streptophyta, Marchantiopsida, Marchantiales, Marchantiaceae. The record is from the annotation of a GenBank genome assembly.
CGUCGUCCAGCUGCUGGCGCUGCUGGUGCGCUGCAGCAGCAGCAGCAGCUGCUGCUGGUUCUUCGCUCUUCGCUCUUCGCCUGUCUCUGGACGAGAGGAGACUGAGGGAGUGGGUGCAAUUUCUCGAAGUAGGGAAGGGAAGCAAAAGAAAGCGACAAUUCCGAAUGAGAAUGGCAGAGAGCACCAGGUUGCGGAAUUUCAAGAAAGGGGAAGAGGAAUAGAAAUCUUGGCGAGCGGGCGAAUUUUGAUCGAAAGGUUUGAGGUGGGUCGAGCAAGAAAAGAAGAAGAAGACGAAGAAGAAGACGACGACGAAGAAGGAAAAGUGGGGAUGAUUUUGAGUGUGGGGAUUCAGAUGGGGCAGGGGGUUUUUUCCUCGGCGUGGCCGAUGGGGUUGAUGAGACGAAGAUGGGGCGGGGCGGCUUCGGAUAGUAGGCUUUUAUGAAAUGGAAUUGGCCGGGGAUCGCGUGUGAGAAAAAAGCCUGCGGUUUUUCUUGAUUGGGGAUGGAGUAGCAGGCCUGGCCUGCUGGCGUCGCAGAAUCGGAGGAUGACGAUGAUGCGGGGAAUGAAGGGCAAAUGAAGAAUGGGGGAAAGACGGACAGUGGAGUGCAGGGGGAUGGAAUGAUGGUGCCGAUGAGGAUGGCAAGGACUGAGACUCACUCUCGCCAGUGAGCCGCGGCUAUGGAGGAGAGAGAGGGUCGUGUUUACAAGAAGACAAACUGGUCAGUGACUGAAUGCUUAGUUCUACAAGCUGCAAAACGUGAAGAGAAUGACAAACAUGACAAGCAUCGGGGUGCCAAAGAAAAAUGGCUUGCCAUUGAGGACUAUUGUUGGGAACAUGAUGUUCAUCGAAGUGGACAGCAGUGCAAAGACCGUUGGUACAGAAUGGCACUAGAGUUUAAAAAAGUUUAUGAAUAUCAAAGAGCCAUUCCAAGUGGUAAGCCAUCAUUCUGGCAACUUUCCGGAUCGGAAAGAAAGGAAGCUCGGCUUCCCAUCGUCUUUCAUCAAGAAAUUUAUGACGCAAUGGUGGACUGGUACUUAAAUAGCAAACCGGGCAAUGGAAAUCUGGUCAUUGAUACCUCCGUUCCCUCUCCAGCAGAUGAAGGGCACCACGAUGCUAGCAAUGGAAACUGCUCAGGCACCGACGAAGGUGAAAGUGAUGAUCGGAGUGGUCACAGCAUGGGAAAUAAGAACAAGAGAAGGAAGACAAUAGCGAAAGCUGCCCUGAGCUUGGCCAGUAUGGUUGAACGUAGUGGAGAUGUUACGUCGAAAGCUUUACUAGAGUGCGAAGAUCGUAAGGACCAACGGCUUGAGAAGCAAUUAGAAUUCAACGAGCGCUUGGCUGUGAGGCAACUUGAAGCCAACGAGCGGCUAGCACUAAAACAGAUGGAUGCAAAUGAGCGAAUAGCAUCCGGUUAUAUCAAUGCGAUUAUUAAUCUUGCCGAUGCCUUGCGGUCUUUAUCGACUCCCAGAAGUGCGGAACCCCAAUGAGCGACUAGAUUACUAUCUGAUUUUUGUAUGGCAUCAUAUCAAAAUCAUCUUUCCUUAUCAUUUGAGUCAUGAUCCUUCAAAUCUAGCUGGCAUACGAUGAUUCACACUGUUGUCGAGGAGUUAUUUUUGCCAAGUUUCAUCAGUGACCCGUCGAAGAACACAAAGGAUACGAGGCUGAGCACCAAGUCUUCCAGGUUGGUAUUGCCAACAUAAUCAUGUAAACCACAAAUUUGUCACUGUGGGACUCGCAGGGAGUUUCAGCCAGGGCAGGCGCACUUAAUGCGUCUUCUAUCUGCACGGGUCACACCUUCGAUUGUGAAGGCGUUAGUGGACCCCAGACCUUUCACUCCCCAGCGAAAUUUUUGAUCAUGAAAUUUUCUGUAGGCUGUGUGACUUAACUCGUAAUAUCCUUUUUGCUAGAGACGAGGAGAACACCAAUCUUGAUCUUCUCCUCGUCCCUUUUAUAUUCAUCUAGAGAGCCUUUUGAUUGUCGUUUGACACCAUUGAUAAUAUGACCCCUUUUAGUACGCCUUUUUGGAUCUGUAUUGGAUCGCAUUCAGUAGUCGUUGGGUCCUCAUCACUGCUGGGAAAUCCGUGCUUCAGUACGGUUGCGUAGUUUCUUCGUCUCCUAAUUUCAUUCCGAAGAGGAGUCAAAUGGUGAAAUGAAAGAUAAGAGCUACUGUGCACUGCCCUGUAUUUCGUUUCGUGUGUUUAAAGAUGUGAUGAGGUUCAUUCCGAGAGGUUUCAGGUGAUGUUAGAAGUUUAUGGCAUACUUGAGUAUCCGUUCCCAGAGUUCUUGCUGUAUCCCUCAUUCUGAAAGGCUUGGCUUAUGUUUAGAUGACGUCUAUAACGUCCUUAAGACAGGUGAUUUUAAUGGCUUGAUCAAGCCAUGACUUUGAUAAUGAGAGAAAAGAAUUACUGUUUUACACCUUAUGAUGCGAAAGCAGGUUGAUACGACUCUCCGAGCACGUGGUAUCCGCUUCUUGGUGAAGGGAGGAGCCAUUAAUUGUAGAGCGCCGUUUAAUCUCAAAAUUUGGAAUCUUGAAAUGUGCC